UCUCCGCGGGGAGUGGGUGAGUCCUGCUCUCCACAGUCGGACGCUGACAGGGUUGCGAUCGCGCGACCCCAGGCUUGCUGCGCCGAACAAAAAGCAGGGAUCUCCUAGGACUCGUAUUCGGAGGAACUACUCCAGCAACACUGCUCUGGUCCUGUCAUUUCACAGGCCUGGCCCCAGCAGAGUGGCUGACCCAGACCCUGACUGCCAAGCAUCUAACAGCCGAGACUACUCAGGACCAUACCUCCCAGCUGUGUGGCUUUGGACCCGUCAUCUAACCUCUCUGGGCCUCAAGGGAGCUCCAGGGCCGGCAGGAUGGGGUCAGCCUGCAUCAAAGUCACCAAAUACUUCCUCUUCCUCUUCAACUUGCUCUUCUUUAUCCUAGGCGGAGUGAUCCUGGGCUUCGGGGUGUGGAUCCUGGCCGACAGGAGCAGUUUCAUCUCUGUCCUGCAGGCCUCCUCCACCUCGCUCAGCGUGGGCGCCUACAUCUUCAUCGGCGUGGGGGCCGUCACCAUGCUCAUGGGCUUCCUGGGCUGCAUCGGCGCCGUGAACGAGGUCCGCUGCCUGCUGGGGCUGUACUUCAUCUUCCUCCUCCUGAUCCUCAUCGCCCAGGUGGCUGCUGGCGUCCUCUUCUAUUUCAACAUGGACAAGGUGAAGCAGGAGAUGGGCAGCAUCGUGAUCAAGCUCAUUCGGGACUACAAGGACGGCCAGGAGGACAGCCUGCAGCAGGGCUGGGACUACGUGCAGGCUCAGGGCAAGUGCUGUGGCUGGGUCAGCUUCUACAACUGGACCGAAAAUGCUGAGCUCAUGAACCGCACCACCGUCACCUACCCCUGCUCCUGCGAGAAGAAGGGGGAGGACGACAGCCCCCUCGUGAAGAAGGGCUUCUGCCAGGUUUCCAACGGCAACGGGACCCAGAGUGGCAACGGGACCCAGAGCGGCAACAGUCCCGAGCAGUGGCCCGUGUAUGAGGAGGGCUGCAUGGAGAAGGUGCAGUCGUGGCUGCAGGAAAACCUGGGCAUCAUCCUAGGCGUGUGCGUGGGCGUCGCUGUCAUUGAGCUCCUGGGGAUGCUCCUGUCCAUCUGCUUAUGCCGGAAUGUGCACUCCGAAGACUACAGCAAGGUCCCCAAGUACUGAGGCAGCUGCUGUCCCCACCUCCCUGCCUGUCCCCCAACCUCAGGGCUCCCAGGGUGUCCCUGGCUCCCUCCUCCAGGCCCUCCCCGCACCUCACUGCCAAGGCACCUGUGCGCCCCGUGCUGCUGGAAGUGAGGGGCUGUCUGGGGCCUGGAUGCCUCCCUGCCUUUCUGCCUCCAGCCUUGAGCCCGGCUGCGCUGUGGCUCCUCCGCUCGCUGCCCACCAGGGUUCUCUGAGCAACUCAAGGAAAACCCUCCCUGCAGCGUCUCUGCGCAGGUGGGCUGGGUUUCUGCCUGCCUUGGGGGAUGUAUAUAUUGUAUGGGGGGAAGGGUAUUAAAAAUGGGGGGCGGGGUAGAUAAGGCACCCUGAGCUGUCAGGGGACUACCCACUGCGUGGGUCAACUGUUUUCCACUAUAAGGCUUAUACCGUUGGCUUUCAUAUUUUCAUUAAAGGUUGUGGGAAAGGGUAAGCUUUACCUGACAUUAGGGACGGCACCCCUUCCCCAGGCCUGACCCAGCCCCACCCAGGCAGCUCAGAUCUGCCUGGCCCAACUCGUGGGAGCAAGGCCUAGCUGGGCCAGGCUGAAGGGGGCUGGGCCUGGCCCUGGGCUGCUUAGGGCAUCAGAGGGGUACGUCCUCGGGGCAUGGCACGAGCUGGCCCUGCCUUUGCUGGGACCCGAGCUGUUCAGGAGUGAGUGGGUGAGGCUGUGCUUUGUAGGGCAAGGAGGGCUUCGAGCACCGCUCUGUAAAGCAUGCUGCGGGUCUGAAGACUGACGAUUAAAGAGGAUUUGUAAGAA
Myotis myotis is the source of this 1927-nucleotide messenger RNA. RefSeq names its product CD82 molecule (gene CD82). The record is from RefSeq and is a predicted model, not a curated record. Gene Ontology annotation, cellular component: membrane. NCBI's taxonomy places the organism in Eukaryota, Metazoa, Chordata, Mammalia, Chiroptera, Vespertilionidae. The coding region runs from base 313 to 1134 and encodes 273 amino acids. The transcript is spliced from 11 exons.